Molecule: messenger RNA, 1210 nt
Organism: Mastomys coucha (southern multimammate mouse)
Lineage: Eukaryota; Metazoa; Chordata; Mammalia; Rodentia; Muridae
Product: SLAM family member 5-like
Exons: 6
Coding region: 134-907 (257 amino acids)
Biological process (GO): regulation of macrophage activation; positive regulation of monocyte chemotactic protein-1 production; negative regulation of interleukin-6 production
Cellular component (GO): external side of plasma membrane
Source: RefSeq, a predicted model, not a curated record
GACCAUUCUUCCUGUUUUCUCUAAUGGUGAGCACCUUUCUGGAUCGGCUCUAAGCCCCCGGAAACACCAACUUGAACUGAGACCAGGUGUCAGAUCAGUUCUUUAUCCCCAGAAGACUGUGGUCUGACUGGACAUGGCCCAGCGCCAUCUGUGGAUCUGGUUCCUUUGCCUGCAAACCUGGUCUGAAGCAGCAGGAAGAGAUGCAGACUCGAUGGUGGUGAAUGGGAUUCUUGGGGAGUCAGUUACUUUCCCCUUAAAUAUUCAAGAACCACAGAAAAUUUCUGACAUUGUCUGGAUUUCUCGAUCAUCUAUUGCUUUUGUAAAACCAGGAGUCAACAGAACUGAAGUUAUUGUAACCCAGGUCAUUUAUAAAGGACGAAUAGAAGUCACAGGUCAGAACUAUGACCUGGUCAUUAGAGACCUGAGGAUGGAAGAUGCAGGAACUUACAAAGCAGACAUCAAUGAAAAGAACCAUGAUAAAACCAUCACCAAGAUCUACCACCUUCAUAUCUACCGUCGGCUUACAAAACCAAAAAUUACACAGAGUUUGAUGCCAUCUUUGAACAAUACCUGUACUGUCACACUGACAUGCUCUGUGGAGAAAGAAGAAAAGAAUGUGACAUACAGUUGGAGUCCCUCUGGAGAGAACAGCAAGGUCCUUCAAAUCGUCCACUCCCCCAUGGACCAAAAACUGACUUACACGUGUACAGCCAGGAACCCUGUCAGCAGAUAUUCCAACUCUGUCACCAUCCAGCAGCCAUGUACAGACACUCCAAACUUCCAUCCUCACCAUGCUGUGUUGCUAGGGAAACUGGCCGUGCUCUUUCUGCUUAUUCUCAUUCUGGUGUUGGCACUUCUGUUCCAUUUGUACAAGCGAAGGCGUGAAAGGAUUGUUCUGGAAGGGUAAGAAAUACCUUGUGGCUCCCAAAUGAGGUUUCUGAGCAGAAGCGAAGGACUCAUGAAAAGAAAUGGCCUUUGUACCUCAAUGUCCCCAAGUACAGGAGAAAUCUAAGACAUUACUCUGUGCCAUCUUCCUGACUUUCCUUGUACUGGAAUUCCCUAGCUGCACCUUUUGGCUAACAUGUCUUCAUAUUUCCUUCCCUUAGACAGGGAAAACCAACAUGAAGGACAAAAGACUGCCCAAGACAUUGGGUAAUGAAAUUGUUGUCUUGGUGAGCAGGUAGUGUUCUCCCUCUGGGAAUUGAGUUAC